AUGCAGAUCUUCGUCAAGACCCUUACGGGGAAGACCAUCACCCUUGAGGUGGAGUCUUCCGACACCAUCGACAAUGUCAAGGCCAAAAUUCAAGACAAGGAGGGCAUCCCCCCGGACCAGCAGCGAUUGAUCUUCGCUGGUAAGCAGCUCGAGGAUGGCCGCACCCUCAGCGACUACAACAUCCAGAAGGAGUCGACACUUCACUUGGUCCUCCGGUACGUUCGCAGAUUCUGGUGCGAAGUUGGAUAG
This is a messenger RNA of Postia placenta MAD-698-R-SB12, 249 nucleotides long. RefSeq lists its product as hypothetical. Gene Ontology annotation, cellular component: nucleus; cytoplasm. The transcript is spliced from 2 exons. Gene Ontology annotation, biological process: protein ubiquitination; modification-dependent protein catabolic process. The coding region runs from base 1 to 249 and encodes 82 amino acids. Gene Ontology annotation, molecular function: ubiquitin protein ligase binding; protein tag activity. The record is from RefSeq and is a predicted model, not a curated record. NCBI's taxonomy places the organism in Eukaryota, Fungi, Basidiomycota, Agaricomycetes, Polyporales, Adustoporiaceae.